AUGACAGGAGCAUCAGACUCCGGAGAAGCCAAGCAUAGCAGAUGGUGGCUGCUCCUAUAUUUUUCACUUUCUACACUCACCACCUCUGUGGCUUGUAGCCAAACAAACCAAAACAAGCUGCUGGUAGGGUUACAGGCCCCCCGAAAUGCCUCCUAUCCAUUCAGUGCUCUGAAACUGGCCUCUGCCCUCCAGAUCGCAAUCGACAAAAUCAACUCCAAUCCAUCUUUCCUCGAAAAUUAUACUCUUGACUUUGUGUACGUGGACACUGACUGCAAUGCAAAAGUUUCGCUCGGAGCGUUCAUCGACCAAAUGUGGCGAGAGAAUAUAUCGGCGCUCUUUGGUCCACCGUGUCCCGAAGAGGCAGAGGUCACUGGUCUCAUUGCCUCUACCUGGAACAUCCCAAUGUUUGCCUUUGUUGGACAGACAUCCAAAAUGGAUAAUGCUCUUGUUUACGAUACCUACGUCAAAGUAGUGCCUCCACUUAAGAGAGUAGGAGAAAUUUUGCUUAAGGUAUUGGAGUUCUUUGGGUGGAAGCAUGUUGGUAUAAUUGGGGGAGGUGCCGAUUCUAACACAUGGGACAAAUUGGAUGCUCUCUGGAAAUCUGUGGAACAGCAACUCCAAGCCAAGGUCACUCUGACGGCCACCAUCAAGUUUGAUCCCAGCGACCCUCAUCUCAUGCAGAAGAACAUGCAACACAUCUCCAAAGUUGCAAGAGUGGUUGUGCUGUUGAGUAGUGCCGAGGACUCCGUUAAGCUGAUUCUGGAGGCCGAGAGACAAGGUCUGAUGAAUGGAGAGUAUGUUUUCCUUCUCAUACAACAGUUUGAGGUCAGUGGCAAUGUGGAUAGCCUAUGGAGAUAUGCCAUGAAAGACAACUACAAAGCUGCACUAAAGGCUUUUGAAAUGGUGUUUGUCAUUGCUGAGAAGGCUUAUGAUGGCUAUGACUACUGCGACUUUUAUGAACGUGUCUACGAGAGGUUGAAAGGGCCCCCUUUUCAUAGCAACCUUACAUCAGAAAAGGAGGUAAGCCCGUACUCUAGUUAUCUGCAUGAUGCAGUCCUGCUCUACGCCAUGGGUCUGAAGGAGGUUCUCAAAGAAGGCAGGGAUCUCCAUAAUGGACGAGAACUUCUCCAGAAGCUCAGAGACAAAAACAGCAUCAAGUUCAACGGGGCCUCCGGUUUAGUUCAUUUCGAUGAAUAUGGAGACAGGAACACAGACUACUCUGUAUAUGACUUGCAAAAAAGUGAAGACAUUGUGAAAUUUGUCCCCAUUUUAAAUUUUGACAGUCAUACCAAAUUGAUCAAAACAACACCAAAGUUUUCAAGUGUGAUUUGGCCAACAGGGAAAUUGCCAACAGAUAACCCAAAGUGUGGUUUUGACAAUGAACGCUGUGAAUGGCUAAACAAUGAAAUCUAUCUGGUUGUCUUGCUGGUGACCAUGCCACUGCUGGGAGUGGCUGCACUGGUCUUCAUCACACUCCUCACCCUGCAGAAGGUCCGGCUGCAGACCAGACUAGACGACUCAUACUGGUGGCUCAUCAACUACAGUGAUAUCACCAUCAUCUCAGAGCCCAAGGGAGUGCAGGCAUUGUCAAUAAAUACAACUCCGAGUAAAAGUGGAAGCGGAGGCUCUCAAACAAUUUUGUCAAAUAACAGCUAUGCUCUAAAGGACAAAAACGAAAGAGAGAAUAUCUACACAACAGUUGGUCUGUACCAGGGAAAUCAUGUAGGUAUCAAAUACCCGGAGAAUCAACUUCUGCGUGACCUCAAUAAACCGUCCAUCCUUGCUGAGUUCACUAUGAUGAAGGAGCUGAAACACGAGAACCUUGUGCAGUUUUUCGGGGUGUGUAACGAACCCCCAAAUGUCUGCAUUGUCAUGCAGUACUGCAAGAAAGGGAGCUUAAAGGAUGUUCUCAGGAACAGUGAAGUUGAGUUAGACUGGAUGUUUAAACUGGCCUUUGCUUAUGACAUUGUCAAUGGUAUGGAGUACAUACACAGAAGCAGUCUGAAGUCUCACGGUAAUCUGAAGCCAACCACCUGCCUAGUGGACAGCCGGCUGCAGGUCAAACUCUCGGGAUUUGGCCUCUGGGAGUUCAAACAUGGCAUCAAACACAAACUGAUUGCACUUGAAAAUCCCAAAUAUGAAGAGAUGUACUGGACGGCUCCAGAGCUUUUGAGGGAGGUGCACCUGCCCCUCAACGGUUCUCAAAAAGGCGACGUAUUCAGCUUUGCCAUCAUCAUGCGGGAGCUGAUCUACAGCACAGAGGUGGGCCCCUACCAUGACAUACAGCUGGAGCCCAAAGAAAUCAUCAGGCAGCUGAGGACUCCUCUAGCAGGUGAGCCCCUGAGACCUACUCUGUCUGCUCAGACGUGUGAUGAUGGACUGAUCGCCCUGCUGAACGCGUGCUGGAGUGAGAACCCUGACCAGAGGCCCCCCUUCACAUCCAUCCGGAGAGGCCUACGAGACAUCAGCCCAGAGAGCCAUGCAAACAUCUUAGACAACAUGGUAAACAAGCUUGAGAAAUACGCCAAUCACCUGGAGGAAGUAGUGGAGGAGAGGACCAAUCAGCUCACUGUAGAAAAGAGCAGAGCUGAUAAGCUUCUCUCCAGCAUGCUGCCCAGAUACAUAGCAGAGCAGCUAAUGGCGGGGAAGUGUGUGGAGCCCCGGAGUUACGACAUUGUGACCAUCUUCUUCUCGGACAUUGUGGGCUUCACCACCAUGUGUUCAGUCAGCUCAGCCCUGGAGGUUGUCACACUGCUCAACGACCUCUACAGCCUGUUUGAUGAGAUCAUCAAACUCUAUGAUGUAUAUAAGGUGGAAACUAUAGGAGACGCAUAUAUGGUGGCAAGUGGGUUGCCUCUAAGCAAUGGCAGCAGGCAUGCAGAGGACAUCGCAACCAUGGCCAUCCACUUCCUAAGCGCUAUUAAAAGGUUCCGAAUCAGACACAUGCCCAGCGAGAGGCUGGCUCUGAGGAUUGGAAUCAACUCUGGUCCAGUGGUGGCUGGUGUGGUGGGGACUACCAUGCCCCGGUACUGUUUGUUUGGGGAUACAGUGAACACCGCAUCCAGGAUGGAGAGCAGUAGUUUGCCACUGAGGAUUCACAUCUCUCAGAGCACUGCUGACAUUCUCCUGAAGAUUGGUUCUUUUGAAAUGGAGGAAAGGGGAGACAUUGAGCUGAAGGGAAAAGGGGUGCAGAAGACUUUCUGGUUGUACAAUAGAGUAGGUUUGAAGUUUCUUCCCAUCAAGCAGCACUAUGAAGAAGGAACACAUUCAGAACUCGCAGGACAGGAGGUAAAUACACCAAAUACCUCAAAUGAGCCAGAAAGCAAAAAGAGUGGAAGGACCCAGAAGAACCCACCAUGGAUAAAACACAAGAGCUUCACACACUGGCAGUCCCUGACAUCUAGAGACUAA
Electrophorus electricus (electric eel) is the source of this 3411-nucleotide messenger RNA. The record is from RefSeq and is a predicted model, not a curated record. Lineage: Eukaryota; Metazoa; Chordata; Actinopteri; Gymnotiformes; Gymnotidae.